CUUAAUUCGAAGAAAUAUUGUAUUUAGGAAAACAGAAGGCUCCCAUACUGGCUGAUCUGUCAACUUGUUUAAUCAGCACUAAGUGGAAAGAUACACUUCACUUCAUUCAGGCACAUCAUGGACCAGAUGUCUGUCUGUUCAGAUCUAAAAAGUUCCAACAAGAUGCUUUCCCAAAGCCUUUUCAACUUGACAGUUCUAGUAGGUUUUACUCAGUUAUGCUUGGAAAAAGAUGGAAGUUGAAGAUAAUCGCACAUUGCUUACUGAUUUUGUGAUAGUUGGGUUUACAACAGAACCAUUUCUACGCACAAUUCUCUUUGUGGUGUUUUUGGCAUUGUACAUCCUAACACUGACUGGGAACCUGGGCCUCAUGACACUAAUCUACCUGGACUCCCGCUUGCACACACCCAUGUACUUCUUUGUGGGCAGCCUUUCCUUCCUGGAUGUCUGGUAUUCUUCAGUAUACAUUCCUCGGAUCUUAUAUGAUUCUUUGUCCAAGAACAACCACAUUUCCUUAGCAGGUUGUGCAACCCAGUUCUUCUUCUCUGCUACAGCUGGUGGGAGUGAAUGCUUCCUAUUGGCCUUCAUGGCCUAUGACCGCUUUGUGGCCAUCUGCCACCCACUCCUUUAUGCCACUGCCAUGCCCAAGAAGCUCUGUGUCCAGCUGGUGCUGGGAGCCUAUGCAGUGGGGUUUGCCAAUGCUAUAAUACACACUGGUAACACCUUCCGCCUACACUUCUGUGGUAGUAAUAUCAUCAACCACUACUUUUGUGAUGUGCCACCACUUAUGAAGAUGGCCUGUGAUGACAAAGGAGUAUAUGAAAUCAUCCUCACUACUGUCAUUGGCUUCACUUUGCUGGCAGCCACUGCUGUCAUUGUGAAGUCCUACAUUAGUAUUGUGGCAGCCAUUAUUCGCAUCCGUUCGGCUGCAGGGAGACGCAAGGCUUUCUCCACUUGCUCAGCUCAUCUGCUCUCUGUCUCCCUCUACUAUGGCUCCAUGCUCAUUACAUACUCCGCACCCAACUCUCACCACACUGUAGACUGGGACAAGAUAAAUGCACUGUUCUAUACAGUAAUCAACCCUCUGGUCAACCCUUUGAUUUACAGCUUACGCAACAAAGAUGUGAAGGCAGCCUUCAAGAAAGUCUGGGGGAAAUUCACAGCACACAAAUGAAUGGCAAACUCCUUCUUUAGGGUAGACUGCCUAAAGGAGAAAAAUUAAACUCUAGUCUCCAAUGCCCUCCAGCCAGUUUCUUUCUGUCCUCCUUCCCUCACUUCCUUCCUUGUUAAGACAAAGUGGAGAAAGUCAUAGAGAGAGAAGACUUAAGGUCAAAGAUUAGCAAUCAUCUCCUAUGCCAGUGAUGGCGAACCUUUUAGAGACCAAGUGCCCAAACUGAAACCCCAAACCCACUUAUGUAUUGUGGGUGCCGGGUGGGCGUGGCCCAUUGUCUGGGUGUGGCCAAUUGGGUGG
Molecule: messenger RNA, 1468 nt
Organism: Crotalus tigris (Tiger rattlesnake)
Lineage: Eukaryota; Metazoa; Chordata; Lepidosauria; Squamata; Viperidae
Product: olfactory receptor 9G4-like
Exons: 3
Coding region: 230-1171 (313 amino acids)
Biological process (GO): sensory perception of smell; G protein-coupled receptor signaling pathway
Cellular component (GO): membrane
Molecular function (GO): olfactory receptor activity; odorant binding; G protein-coupled receptor activity
Source: RefSeq, a predicted model, not a curated record